This is a messenger RNA of Dufourea novaeangliae, 1511 nucleotides long. RefSeq lists its product as uncharacterized. Bases 15 to 1511 code for a protein of 498 amino acids. The transcript is spliced from 4 exons. Lineage: Eukaryota; Metazoa; Arthropoda; Insecta; Hymenoptera; Halictidae. The record is from RefSeq and is a predicted model, not a curated record.
CGCUGACGAAAAACAUGAGUCGUAGCCAGCCAACGGCGAAGAAGUCGCCGCAAUCGUCGCGGGACGACGAGAAACGUCGUUCGGUGUCGAUCGACGUCGAGGAGACGAUCAGUGAUAUAUUGAAACCGUGCGCGAUCGCGCCGAAGAAACUGACUCCUACGAAGGAGGAAGAGCCGAAGGGAAACGAGGAGAAAGAUGAAACGGCGUCGACGACGACGGCGGCCAUAUACAGAACGACGACCGGCAGGAGUCAUAGCGCGGACGUCGGACGCGUUAAGAAUGAAAAGCUCGUCGAGGAACGAAGGCAUACGGAAGCUGAUCCAAGAAUGAUCGCGACGAGGUGGCUACCGCAAAUUAACACCUCAGGGUUCCGCUACGACGCGUCUCCAUUCGCCAGGAUCAGCCACAGCGAAAUCACGAAAUACGCGGCUGCCAGGUGGAUGACAUUCAUCAAGAACCCGUCCACGUGCCCGAUACCGCGAACGAAUCCGGAAACAAAGGCGUCCUCCUCCACGACCGAAGCGAGUCGCGAUGAUUUGCAGCACGAUGACGCUAAAAACGUGUCGCCGAAAUGGGAGCCAAUAAGAAAGUUCUCUCCGAUGGCGUCGCCGAAGGUUGACAAGGAUGCUACGCAGAAGAAAGACGACGAAGGGUCCAAUCGAGAUUCACCGUCAACGAAACUGUCCCCUGACUCGACCGAACAAACUAAGACGCUAACGCAGCGUAUGCGAGAUCUCUACGACUUUAAAACGGAAAACGAAUGGCCGAAGAGGGCAGUGAAUACUCGACGCGAAAACAUGUGGAUCAGCAAAAGUAGCAGCGAGGAGGAUAAAUCCAGUCAGCCUGUGCGCAGAAACAGCCAAGAUUUAGAAUUCAAUGACAGGGUAAAUGUAAUUAAGCUAAGGGACACGAAGGUGCAAUCAGACUUCCAAAAGCCCAAAGUGAAUACUCCUGAGAAAGAGGAUCGCCAAAAGCGUACGGAGAUCCCCAACAGUGAUUACGAGGAACGUCUGAGGAAAUUCAACGAGAGGCUCAGGCACAACGAAGACCUAGGUUCAGCGAAGCCAAAACUGAAGGAAAGGAGAACGCAUUCCGACGACCACGACGAGAAAGUUCGCCGAGCUUCGACGCGAUCGACGCGUUCGACGCGUACGCAGGGUUCGCAAGAUGACCGUCAUCCGUUCGAAAGAAAAAGGCAUUCGGACGCGGGUAGCAGACCCAGAAACAGCCACGCAGAGGUGAGCCCGAUGAAAAGGGAUUCUCGUACGAGCGACGCUGGCCACGCAAGUCACAUCGGGACCCAUAUGAAGCGUGCAAGUGUUGAUUGCAAGAGCACACGGCAAAUGGUAGAAGUUCCACCGCGAAGAGCCUUCAGCCAAACCGAGGAGAGACCAACGACGCCAGUGCCACCUGUCAAAUGGAACAACGACCGUUACGCGGAUGCUCGUUUGAAGGUACUCUCAGAACGUCAAAAGAGGGACAGUACGAGAUACAAAGUGUAUCUGACAUGA